UGGUGAGUGUUUUCUCAAUUUACUUGUCUGAUGUGAAGUUUAGAAAUUAAAACUGUUGCGCUCAGUGCAGUUUGAUAAAGUUUUAAUUACCGACUUUGCCGAUAGUAAUAAAGCUCAAACGAUUGGGAGUGGAGAGUGUUUCCAUAUCAAGUAAUUGGAGGAGCAAUAAUUAUAGCAAUGGCUUUGGUAUUACUUGCGGCCGUAAGCUACCAAUGUACGGCGACGUGGAAGUGGAUUAGAGAAAAGACGUGUCGAGAUUUAUCGGAGGGAGAGGAUUGUCUUGCAAAGCAAACUUCAAUUUGUAUUAGUCACUCGCUGCCAGACCUUCAAACCGAGCCGCUCAAAAAGGAAUACGUACAGGAACACAAGGAUUCAAUUAAAAAGGUAUUACGUCAAACCACGCUUCCGAUAGUUCCAACUCGUCAUCAGACGUUCCAAAGACAACUGUCACACCGUUUAGAAAUGCCUUCUACAAUUCAAUUUAGUAUUUGCAGUUUGGAACACAAAAGCGAAUCAAGCAUUGUUGGCCUUAUAAAGCCCGAAUUGUACAAGAAGGAUUUGGUGAGGCAAUCCUCCAACGACAGCUCUGGCGGUCCCGAAAUGGAGUACUGCGGAAAAUUACAUUUCGCCCUACGUUACGAUAAGGACGUCGAAGGGCUGGUUGUUAAGGUAUUGGAAUCGAGAGACUUGCCAAUUAAGGAUGUCACCGGUAGCAGCGAUCCUUAUGUAAAACUUUAUCUACUGCCUGAUAGAAAAAAGAAGUACCAAACGAAAGUGCAUAGAAAAAACUUGAAUCCCGUCUUCAAUGAGACCUUCAUAUUUAGUGUACCGUACGAGGAAUUAAAGCAGCGGUACCUUCAGUUUUCCGUAUACGAUUUCGACAGAUUCUCAAGACACGAUCUUAUCGGGCACGUAGUUUUAAAAGGACUCUUAGAAACGGCCGAUCUUCAACAGGAGAUCGAGUACACAAUGAAUAUAUUGUGUCCUCCACAGGACAAAGUUGAUUUGGGAGAGAUCAUGUUAUCGUUAUGUUAUCUGCCGACCGCCGGACGACUUACUCUGACCGUUAUUAAAGGACGAAAUUUAAAGGCGAUGGAUAUUACCGGAAAAUCGGAUCCUUAUGUUAAAGUAUAUUUGCUUUGCCAAGGGAAAAGGAUAAAGAAGAAAAAAACGACUGUGAAAAAAUCCACUCUGUGUCCCGUUUAUAAUGAGGCGCUUGUUUUUGAUGUUCCUGCUGAAAAUAUAGAAGAUGUUAGUAUGAUUGUUAAAGUAAUCGACUAUGACAGAAUUGGAUCUAAUGAACUAAUGGGAUGCACGGCGAUAGGUUCAAGCUUUAUAGGCAUAGGCAAAGACCACUGGUUAGAAAUGUUAGACAAUCCAAGACGACCAGUAGCACAGUGGUACCCACUUAUUGAAUCCGUACCAGGGUAUAUUCCUCCAUCCUCAACCGACACACUACCGUUAAGUCUGAGCUGCUUAAAUAGCAGGUGAAGUUCGCCCUCGAUCUGCACUGGAUUGCGAAAGAAAUCAAUUUGAGGGAGGUGCUAAUUUGGGUUGUGUUUGCUCAAAUCCUUCAGCGUCAUCAUCAUAAUGUGAAAACGUACCCCGAAGUUUGAAAAAAAUAUGUGGUUGCUCUCCGAAAAAAAGCCCAUUGAUGUAUUUUUCUAACGUGAUGUAAAAUGAUAUAUUUAUACAGUUUUUGCUGCAUCUAGAAUUAAUAAACACUGUGUGAUUAAUUGGUAAUUUCGUAAGCUAUUUGUUAUUAUAAUGUGUAAGCAAAAAUACUGUUAUAUAUUUGUAGUUGAACUGAUACUGAUAUUAUAUCGCAGUCAUAAGCUCAAAAUGCGUACAUAAGAUAUUUAUUUACUUACUGCCCUUUUUAAGUAAAAAAUAUUGUAGGUAUACUUUAUAUACUGUGCUGAAACUAAAGUCUGUAAAUUGAAUGUUUGUGUA
Messenger RNA from Photinus pyralis (common eastern firefly), 1953 nucleotides. Its product is annotated as synaptotagmin-10-like. Gene Ontology annotation, cellular component: membrane. The record is from RefSeq and is a predicted model, not a curated record. NCBI's taxonomy places the organism in Eukaryota, Metazoa, Arthropoda, Insecta, Coleoptera, Lampyridae. Gene Ontology annotation, biological process: regulation of calcium ion-dependent exocytosis; regulation of dopamine secretion; calcium-ion regulated exocytosis. The transcript is spliced from 10 exons. Bases 178 to 1491 code for a protein of 437 amino acids. Gene Ontology annotation, molecular function: calcium-dependent phospholipid binding; phosphatidylserine binding; SNARE binding.